AUGAGUGCCUUAAAAGAUCAAGAUCCCGAUUACGGGCCAUCCGCUGCAAGUAGUGAAAAACAUCAACGAAUUUACGAAGAAAAUGCACGAAGUAGCACUGCAAGGAAGAUAACUGCUAUUAUUGAAAGGGAAUUUUCUCAAGAAAUUAAUACAAAAGAAAAGGAAGUUUUAGAAAUACAAGAAAGAUUGCAUAGAGCAUCAAAGAUUCUUCACCUUUUGCGUUAUGUCAUUGUUGCUGAUUUUUACAAUCGCAAACAGUGUCAGAAUUCACAAAAUGGAGAAGCAAAGCAGACAGAAAUUCAUCCUGCAAUAAAACAGUUGAUUGGUAAAUCACCAAAGCUAUCUGAUAAUUUGAUUAUUCCUGCAUCAACAACAUCAAGCAGUGAAAAUUAUUUUUCUGCAUCAUCUAUUUCAAUAUUUCCAAUUAACACAAUUGAUUGUACUGCAGUAAAAACGGAAAAGUUAGAGGAAUCUUUUGAACAUUGCCGGUUACAGAAAAGAAGCAGUGAAACAGAUGAAGAAUCGCGUCCAAAGAAAAUUCCUCGAUAUAUUCCACCAAAAAGUGGACUCCCAGAGUCCCAAUGUCCAUCAAGAGGUAUCCGACAUAAAGUUAGAAAACGUAUAAUUAUUGGAAAUAUUUCAAAAUGGAUUCCUCCAGAAUGGAGAGAAGAUGCAGCUAGUCACAAGUGGACAAUGUAUGUCAGAGGGAAUAAAGAAAACCCUGAUAUUGACGACUUUGUUAGUAAAGUCAGAUUUUUUUUACAUCCAAGUUAUAGACCUAACGAUGUUGUUGAAGUUACAUCAGCACCGUUUUGUCUCUCGAGACGCGGUUGGGGUGAAUUUCCGUUAAGGGUUCAAUUACAUUUUAAAAGCGCUUUAAAUAAACCGAUGGAUAUAAUUCACCAUUUAAAGCUGGACCGCACUUAUACUGGUCUACAAACUCUAGGGUCCGAGACUCUGGUCGACAUAUGGAUUUACGCGGACCCUCGAAAUUCUAAGCGAAAUAUGGGCAAAAUUGUCGAUCAUGAUCUUAACAAGAGUGAAAAUGAUUGCAAGGUAAAACUAGAAAACGAUGAAGAUGUUACUUUUACGUCUGAUCUUAUGAGCAACAUCGUAAAUGAAACACUAGAAUUAACAGACAAGAAUUGUGACGGUAUAAUAAAAAAAGAAUUUCCAGAAGAUAUAAAAAUUAAUGAAGAUUUAAUAAAUGCGAAAAAAUUGCGAUUUUAUGUAGAACUUGAUCAUGAUUAUUGUGGUUCAAAGUACUUAAACGAUUCUGAAGGGAACUUGACCAUUGAUCAUUCGUUAACUACAUCCACAUUAAUUGAUUCAUCUUUCAAAGUGAAAGAUAGUCUGCAGGAAGAAGAUAAGGAAACAGUUACUAACAGUAAUAAUGUAGUAACAACUGAGCCUUUGACAAACGGAGAUUUGAAUAAUUUAAAGAUAGAUGAUGUAAUUAACAGAAGCGUACCUUCGUUAAAUGAAAUUAAUCGAAAUGCAUUGAAAGUACUUCCAUUGAGCUGUUCCAAAGUUCACUCAAACCUUCGUCCUUUAGAAAUCUCCAUUCCUCCAUUGUUUGAACCAUCUGGAAGCAAACAUGUGUUAGUUCUUCAAAAUAAUCAAACAAUUCCUGUGGAUAUUGCAGUUCCACGUACAGACGAUCACGCUCAUAGAUCUAAUAACGAUCCAAUGAAAUCGAAGAUGAAUUUGACUGCUUCUCGCGGCAUUAGUUUAUUGAAGAAACCUCCAGGUUCAGAGACUACCAUCCAGGUACGAAAUCUAAAUGGGACGAAGGCACAGCAAGGAUUAAAGCUUCAACUCUCUAAAAGUAUUCUUCUAAAUGUAAAUUCCAAUGAGCCGGUGUUGAAAAUAGCAGAGAAAAGAAAUUCGUCCAAUGAUUCUCUCUCUAACUUAGAGAAGGAGUCAAUUUCUGAACAGGCAUUGAAAGUGAACAAUCAGGAAUUGAAGGAGUUCAAGUUGUCACGCCAAAAGAUCACAUUAGGCAAAGAUAAGCACAAGCUUCAAAGUAAAAAGGAGUUUUACGAAGAAGUUUUCAAAGCAAUAGAGACUGCAAAUAUUUUAAAUAUUCAAGGCCUAUUGCGAUUUAUUGUUAGAAGAAUGCCUAUGGUGACUCCCGACGCUUCCGAUCCCGACUACAGACGUCUCCAUCCUUAUGCUUGUGCAAGUGAAGAAGAGUUUUUCAGCUAUACCAUUGCAAAACGAAAUGCCUGUGAAUGGAAUCGAGCAAAGAUGAUACAGUGUUUCCUGAAGAAAAAGCUAAUUGCGGAAGAAGAACUGUGGACUAUUAAGGAGAUAAUGAUUUGGGCACGAUUACAUGGUUAUACGCCUCUUUGCUCCGAUUUUACUAUUCGAUCAAUGAAACAGCAGAAAAGUUUACCUGAUUCUGCAAUAACCAAAGCUGUUUCUACAUGUACAGAGCCUGAAACUUUCUGCAAGUGGCUUCAAAUUUAUCCAGGUCGAUUAAACGAUCAUGUGUUUGAUUGUAAUGCGCAUCAAUCCACCGAGCUGAAUAUUGAGGUUGAUGUGGAAAGUAUCGGAGUUAUGCUAGAAAAUAAGAAAAUGCUAAAACUAGAAAAAGAGAAUAACGAAGUUGCGAAUACUAAAAUUAUGGUGUUAGAUCUUCAAAAAAAAUUAGUCCCAAUUUAUGAUUUUGUCUGUGAAACUGCCAGAGAAAUUGGUGUUAGAUUAAUUUCGGAAGAAAUUGUGCCCUCUGUUGUACAUUGCGCAGCUGGUCGAAUGAUAAUACGGGCUGUUGAAUGUCUCGUGGAAGAUUUGGUCAGAAUGUCUUUGGCAAAAGCUUGGGAAAGAUGCAGUGAGACUGGACAUCCAAAGGUAAUCGUUCUGGACGAUGUACGUGGAGCUCUUUUAAAUCGAGAAGAAUUUGACAUUUUUACAAAUCGAGGACUAGGUUCGAAAUACCGAUUGACAACAAUGGAUUAGUUCGAAAAUACAUAAAAAGUAAGGAGAUUUGAUCAUGACUGAAAAAAUAUUUACAUUAAAAAAAAAAGUUGCCAUAUUCAACAUUCAAGCAAUACAGAUCUGCUGCAAUAAUACGCUCCAAUACAGUUCCAAAAACGGAAU
Habropoda laboriosa is the source of this 3102-nucleotide messenger RNA. RefSeq lists its product as uncharacterized. Gene Ontology annotation, biological process: chromatin remodeling; regulation of transcription by RNA polymerase II. The coding region runs from base 1 to 2961 and encodes 986 amino acids. Gene Ontology annotation, molecular function: histone binding. The transcript has 4 exons. Lineage: Eukaryota; Metazoa; Arthropoda; Insecta; Hymenoptera; Apidae. The record is from RefSeq and is a predicted model, not a curated record. Gene Ontology annotation, cellular component: NuA4 histone acetyltransferase complex.